This is a messenger RNA of Bufo bufo (common toad), 1246 nucleotides long. Its product is annotated as histone H3-like centromeric protein A. Gene Ontology annotation, molecular function: structural constituent of chromatin; protein heterodimerization activity; DNA binding. Gene Ontology annotation, cellular component: nucleosome. The record is from RefSeq and is a predicted model, not a curated record. Lineage: Eukaryota; Metazoa; Chordata; Amphibia; Anura; Bufonidae. Bases 309 to 752 code for a protein of 147 amino acids. The transcript is spliced from 6 exons.
UAACGCUAGGCGCACGUGCUGGAGGCUGCCGGAUGUUUAGAUUCAAAGUGAGGAGCGGCGGAGGUGAGAGCGAGCGGCCGGGGACAGGACUCAGCGGCGGCCGGAGAGGGAACGUGUCUGACAGGCGCCCUGACUAGUGGUGUCUUGUGCCUCCAUAGGGAGCUAGACGCAUCUCCCAGAAGCCGCACGUGACGUUCUGCGUUUUACUAUUUUAAUGCGAUACGCCUCCCGGUGCGCCUCUCCUGCUCGCUGUUAGACCGGGCAGACGUCUGAGGUUUUUCCAAAUUUGGAAAGCAUUUUACGUCAUCAUGAGAAGCCCUCAACACUCUACUCAACGCAGAAAGUCAAAGCCGCCACAAAGGAGGCCUCCAUCUCCCCCUCAGUCCCCCUCAACUACGAGCAGGCAGGCGGAAGACAGUCGCAGGGAGAGACCGCAACAAAGAAAACGCUACCGCCCCGGAACCCGGGCGCUCAUGGAAAUACGAAAGUACCAAAAGUCAACCGAUCUGCUAAUCCGGAAAGCACCAUUUGCGAGGCUGGUGAGAGAAGUGUGCAUCGACUUUUCCCGUGGCGUGCCGUACUCCUGGCAAGUCGCAGCUCUCAUGGCGCUGCAGGAGGCUGCCGAGGCCUUCAUCGUUCGGCUGUUUGAAGAUUCCUACCUCUGCAGUCUCCAUGCCAGGAGGGUGACUCUUUAUGUGAAGGACAUCCAGCUCGCCCGGAGGAUCCGAGGACUCCAGCACGGACUGGGGUAGACCAACAAGUUCGGCUUCAUCAUUCAGCAUUUUAAAAAGAAAAUGUAAAUAGUUUUAUAUUGUUGGGAAGUAUAAGAAUUCGGUAAAUCCUUUCACUAUCACCCACCAGUUCCUGCCUAAAUUUAGUUCCCCCUCCUGACAUUAGGAGCUGUAACGAUUUUCCAAGACCUUUUGUAAUUGGGGAUGUGCUGCUGCCGAUGAGCAGUAGACCCGAACUGGGGAAGGAAUGAUUCCCAUGUUCAUUCUCAACCGACACAAACAUCAGGUUGUGUAAUAGGCCCCUAAGGGAUCGGGAAGCCAUACAAAAUGACCACAUGGUGGCGCUGUGCUGCUGGACACAGCCAGUAACCACAUCUAUGAAUGGAGAGGGGAACUUGGGGCGAGUUUUCUUUUUAUUGUUCCUGUUUUUAAUAUUUUUAAUAAUGUUAAUGUUUUGUUUGCAUUUUAUGACCAGACUUGUAUUUUCUACUGUUUAAAUAAAACAUGUAAACAUG